UAAAAAAAUUAAAACACUGAGGCACGUCUUCACGAAGAGCCAAGUAUCCCUAAUUUGUAACAUUCCCUCACUCUCAAGCUCAGCAACACCACCUUCAUCAAUGGCGGACGCUGAAGAAAACACGCUUCGAAUCCUAAUAGCAACCGAUUGUCACCUAGGUUACAUGGAGAAAGACGAAGUUCGACGCCACGAUUCCUUCCAAGCAUUCGAAGAAAUUUGCUCAAUUGCGGAAAAGAAGCAUGUCGAUUUCAUGCUACUGGGUGGUGACCUUUUCCAUGAAAAUAAACCUUCUAGGUCAACUUUAGUCAAAGCUAUUGAGAUUCUAAGAAGAUACUGUCUUAAUGAUCGUCCUGUUCCUUUUCAAGUUGUUAGUGAUCAGACUCUCAAUUUUCAGAACACGUUUGGUCAUGUAAAUUAUGAAGAUCCUCAUUUCAAUGUUGGUUUGCCUGUGUUUACUAUUCAUGGAAAUCAUGAUGAUCCUGCAGGAGUGGACAACCUUUCUGUAGUUGAUAUUCUCUCAGCAUGUAAUCUAGUCAACUACUUUGGAAAAACGGUUCUUGGGGGUUCUGGUGUUGGUCAGAUCACUAUCAAUCCUAUUCUUAUAAAGAAGGGUUCAACAGCUGUAGCUCUAUAUGGCCUGGGGAACAUUAGAGAUGAAAGACUUAAUAGGAUGUUUCAAACGCCACAUGCUGUGCAGUGGAUGCGACCUGAAUCUCAGGAAGGGUGUGAAGUUUCUGAUUGGUUCAACAUUCUGGUACUUCAUCAGAACAGAGUGAAAACAAAUCCCAAAAAUGCAAUAAAUGAGCACUUCCUGCCACGCUUUCUAGACUUCAUUGUGUGGGGGCAUGAGCACGAAUGUUUAGUUGACCCUCAGGAAGUUCCAGGGAUGGGAUUUCAUAUUUCACAACCAGGAUCGUCGGUUGCAACAUCACUUAUUGAUGGAGAAUCAAAGCCAAAACAUGUACUUCUUUUAGAGAUUAAGGGAAAUCAGUAUCGCCCUACUAAAAUACCUUUAACAUCUGUCCGGCCUUUUGAGUAUACGGAGGUAGUACUAAAAGAUAUGCCUGAUAUUGAUUCCAAUGAUCAGAAUUCUAUUCUUGAACAUCUCGACAAAGUGGUUGAGAAGCUUAUAGAAAAAUCUAGUAAGAAGGUAGUUCAAAGAGCAGAACUUAAGCUUCCACUAGUACGUAUCAAGGUAGAUUACUCUGGAUUUAUGACUAUAAAUCCUCAAAGAUUUGGGCAGAAAUAUGUUGGAAAGGUUGCAAACCCGCAAGACAUUCUUAUAUUUUCAAAGGCAUCCAAAUUGGAGAAGGGUGUAGGCAAAAUUGAUGAUUCAGAACGACUUCGUCCAGAAGAAUUAAAUCAACAGAACAUAGAGGCUUUGGUUGCUGAAAAUAAUCUGAAAAUGGAGAUACUUCCAGUCAAUGAUUUGGAUAUUGCUUUACACAAUUUUGUGAACAAGGAUGAUAAAAUGGCAUUUUACACUUGUGUACAGUACAAUAUUGAUGAAACACGGAACAAAAUUGCUAAGGAUUCAAAUGAACCGAAGCUUGAUGUGGAAGAUUUAGUUGUUAAAGUUGGAGAGUGCUUUGAGGAACGUGUUAAGGAACGAUCCACACACUCCAAGGACUCUUCACAGUUCACUCCUGGUGCUCAGUCCUUUGAGGGUUUUCAAGGCAGAAGUGCAGCUGGAGCUGAUAGUGCGGUUUCCUUCAGCGAUGAUGAAGAUGCCAUGCCAACAUCAAGCUCGAAACCAAGCACCAGAGGUCGGAAAGGAUCUGUUUCAUCUCAAACUACAACCAGAGGAAGAGGAAGGGGCAGGGGUAGGGGCAGAGGCAAGGAUUCCAGCACCUUGAAGCAGACAACCCUUGAUGGAUCUUUAGGGUUUCGCCCUUCUCAAAGGUCUGCAGCAACUUCCAUCCAAAGUGGUGCUGAUGAUGGGGAUAAUAUGGCUUCAAGUGACGAUGCCAAAGGAAAUGCAGUGGAAGAGAUUGAUGACAGUUCGGACAAUGAAUCCAAUCUACCGGCACGGAAAAGGGCUGCUCCAAGGGGAAGAGGUAGAGGUGCCACACAGUCUUCUAAACGGGGGAGGAAAUCAGAAAACUCUUCAAUCCAUAGAAUGCUCAUGAACAAUGACGACGAUGACGACGAUGAUGAUGACAAUCCUCAAAAGAGAUUAAAUACGUCUCAACCUCGGGUGACAAGAAACUAUGGAGCUCUAAGAAGAUGAAAACUCGGUUCUAUUUGACGUUUUCAACAGGCCUUGCUGACAAGAUAACUACUGUCAUAUGAUGAAUUUAACUCCAUUACUUUGUGCAAAAACAUCUGAAGAGUCUGUUAACUAGUUAGACGUUUUGCCUAGGAUUCAUAGAUAAACUAGUUUAUCAUAGUGCAAGAAACAAUGGUAGACAGGAACUCCGGAACGUGACGACAAAACAGAAACCUGUUUGUUACUCAAGAAUGGGUCCUUCAGCCCACCAGCCACCUUGUUUUUCUUGUUCUGAAUAUUUUUUUUUUUAUAAACUUGUUAUGGGGUUUGGGGUCAUGAAGCCAUUCAAUUUGCAGUGACUGAUGUGUAAAAGUGAGUGUACUGGAAGCUUGUGAUUGCUUUCAUUCUUCACUAUAUUAACACAAAUGUGUGUACUGCAGCAAAGCAUGAUUACCCAAGUGCUUAUGUUGUGGCCAAAGAAAUCUAGAAAAUUAACCUAUGGGUAUGGUUCACAGAUUUUUUUUUUA
Messenger RNA from Medicago truncatula (barrel medic), 2736 nucleotides. RefSeq names its product double-strand break repair protein MRE11. Gene Ontology annotation, biological process: meiotic DNA double-strand break formation; mitochondrial double-strand break repair via homologous recombination; telomere maintenance. Lineage: Eukaryota; Viridiplantae; Streptophyta; Magnoliopsida; Fabales; Fabaceae. The record is from RefSeq and is a predicted model, not a curated record. The coding region runs from base 101 to 2230 and encodes 709 amino acids. Gene Ontology annotation, cellular component: nucleus; site of double-strand break; Mre11 complex. Gene Ontology annotation, molecular function: single-stranded DNA endonuclease activity; manganese ion binding; 3'-5'-DNA exonuclease activity. The transcript has 20 exons.